AUGGCAGGGGAACCGAUUUUGGUGUCGGUGGCGCUCGGGAUUUUGGUGUCUGAGCUUAGCGAGGAGCCGUGGAAGGGAAAGGUCAUAACUUUCAGCGAGAAACCCCAGCUUCACGCAGUGAAGGGGGAAAACUUGAAGGAGAAGACUGAGUUUGUGAGGAGGAUGGAUUGGAUGAUGAACACCGACUUCCAGAAGGUUUUUGAUUUGCUGCUUGUGGUGGCUGUCGAAGGGAAACUGAAGCCAGAGAAUAUGAUCAAGAGGGUGUUUGUUUUCAGUGAUAUGGAGUUUGACCAGGUGUCACUGAACCCGUGGGAGACUGACUACCGAGCGAUUGUGAGGAAGUUUUGGAACCUGAGGGAGUCACGGGCCACACCGGUGGGGGCGGGCCAGCCGGAAGUGGCGCUCGUGAGCGGGUUUUCGAAGAAUCUGAUGAAGUUGUUUUUGGAGGAAGGUGGUCUUGAUUGUUAUAGUAAUGGUUAA
Molecule: messenger RNA, 480 nt
Organism: Striga hermonthica
Lineage: Eukaryota; Viridiplantae; Streptophyta; Magnoliopsida; Lamiales; Orobanchaceae
Source: the annotation of a GenBank genome assembly